GGGGUGCGCAAUUCGCACCACCAAACCAGUAAACACAAACCUCGACCAACGUGCGCCAAACAAACAAAGAGGAGAGAGAGAAUGGAGCCCGAGUGGAGAGAGAGAAUUCUGUACCCUCUUGUGGGCAUUCUCUCCAUCUCAGCCCUUCUCUACCUCAACUUCAACGACGAGCUCUCCUUCCCAGUCCUAUGGCAACCCAAGAUGGGCUUCGUCGCCACAAACUCCACCCACUUCAUCGUCGUCGGCGACAGAAACGACAACAAUUCAGCCAUGUACGUCAACGGCUGGAACUCCUACUGGCUAAUGGAGAAGAGCAUUUGGGGCUCUUCGUCCCGGUCCAAGGUCUCGAAGACGCUGAAAAUGGGGGCAAAAAUGGGUCUGAGCGUUUGCAGGACUUGGGCUUUCAGUGAUGGAGAUGGUCCCAGUGCUUUGCAAACCUCUCCUGGCGUCUUCAAUGAAAGGGUCUUUCGGGCCUUGGAUUACGUGAUUGUUGAAGCGCGGAAGAACAGGAUAAGGCUGAUUCUGAGUCUGGUGAAUAAUCUGAGUGCAUUUGGUGGGAAAACGCAGUAUGUCAGAUGGGCAGAAGAGGCUGGAAUUAAUAAUGUCUCUUCCUUUGAUGAUUCGUUUUUCUCACACCCCACCAUUAAAGAUUACUACAAGGCUUAUGUCAAGGCAAUUUUAACGAGAAAGAAUUCACUUAGUCGAGUUAAAUAUUCCGAGGAACCAGCUAUCUUUGCCUGGGAGCUCAUGAAUGAGCCCAGAUGUUCGUCGAAUUCAUCGGCUCCUGUUCUUCAGAUCUGUCAGGCAUGGAUCACAGAGAUGGCUGCGUAUGUAAAGAGCCUGGAUAAGAAGCAUCUUGUGACUGUUGGACUCGAGGGGUUUUAUGGCCUGAAAUCGACACAACGAUCUUCUGUGAAUCCUGGGGAAUGGGGAGCCUUGCUUGGAUCAGACUUCAUUCAAAAUUCAGCAAUCAACAACAUUGAUUUUGCUUCUGUUCAUGCUUACCCUGAUAGCUGGAUUCGACAUGGUGAUUUAGAGGCGAAAGCAAACUUUCUUUCUCACUGGGUGGACUCUCACAUGAGUGAUGCGGAGAAUGUGCUGAAGAAACCGGUUCUGUUUACCGAAGUUGGAUUUUCUUUACGUAUGAAUAAGAAAACAGAAGAUGUGAAUUUUCUAUUAAAGACUGUAUAUGAUAGAAUCUACGAGUCGGCAAAGAAGAGGCAAGCUGGGGCUGGAGCCUUGAUUUGGCAGUUGUUGGUUGAAGGAGUUGAGGAGUAUUCUGACCAGUUUUCCCUCGUAGCACGGGAUCAUCCCUCUACCUUUAAACUGAUAACAAGACAUUCUUGCAGACUAAGAAGAAUCUUUUCCAAUAGCAAAACAAAUGAGGAGCUUCAAAGUGAAGAUCCUUGCUGAUACAGAGAGGAGUUAGAAAUUUAAAUUCCAAAAAGAAAGAUCUUGUACAAUGUUGAUGUGAUUUUUUUUCAACUUAGCUUCAUUAAACAUGGAAUAAUCCUAAGAGGUGUUGAUUUAUUUAUUUGUUUUUUGAAUUUCUUGAGAAUGAAGUACAGAUUUAAGAUGUAAGCUGUAGGAUUCUUUGUCAAAUAAGUGAUAA
Messenger RNA from Morus notabilis, 1612 nucleotides. RefSeq names its product mannan endo-1,4-beta-mannosidase 6. The transcript is spliced from 5 exons. Bases 82 to 1413 code for a protein of 443 amino acids. The record is from RefSeq and is a predicted model, not a curated record. Lineage: Eukaryota; Viridiplantae; Streptophyta; Magnoliopsida; Rosales; Moraceae. Gene Ontology annotation, molecular function: hydrolase activity, hydrolyzing O-glycosyl compounds.